GUUUUCCAGAUCAUGUACUAAUCACCAACGGAACUUGGUCAAUCACUUCUCCAUCUUCUCACCUUUUUCUUUACCCCUCCAAUCUCCUCCACCAAGCUCACCUUUCUCCAUCUCAUCAUCUCAGAUCCUGUUGCACACAUAGAAAUACUUUUCUCCCGUAGACCAUAUCCCAAUAUCCCAUAGCAUUGCAUCACCUCCACUCCCAGUCCAUCUUCCUCGUUCUUUCACCUGCUCGUAUCUCUCAGUCGCCGUCCCUAUUCGGUCGGUAGCCUCGGCUUACCGUUACCGGCCGGCGGCACAGAAAUACAGCAGCCAGUUUCGCUCGCAGCCGUGGACCGCGACGAUCGACGACCGUCCCGGUCCGUUCAACUUCAGCCCGCGGCGUCGUGCCUUUUUCCCGCGGCAUUUCUUGUUGGAGUGGUUGAGCCGGAGCCCCCGGCGAUGGUGACGACCGGCGGCGUGGCGUGGCGCCAUGAAAAACUAAUCUUUAUGCUCCCGUGCCGCGCCUGAGGCCUGACAACCCAACCAGAUUUUAGGUAGUUACCCCUGUCGCUUGCUGCCACUCUCGCCCCAUAUCUUCCGCUUAAAUUGCCAGCAUACAUUUGCCGCUCUGGUUUCUAGCGCCUGUACUGUAUCUUCCCCGCCCCAUCCCCCCUUUCGGUUCGAGGUAGAUCAUCGGCCUGUAAAGCGGGCGCGGCGCGGCUUCGGGGCGAGUUUCUCGUUUAACGGAACUCGCUUUCCGGGAGGCCGCCCGACGACAGCCGCGCCAUUUUUCUAUUCGAGCGGAGAGGUUCCGGGUCGCACACGCGCGCUGCAUUGGCUGCGGUAAGCGGGCUUCGUGUCCGCCUACGGCGGAGGUCCACGGCGGUUAGUGGUUGAGCUAACUGCGUCGGCGCGUGCUGCCAUGAGCAUCAAAUCGAUCGUCCUGCGAGCAAGUGCGAUUGAUUCCUACUGAUUCUCGAGCUUCCCGGAGCUAGCUGCCGCUGGCCGAUUGUGGGAGGAAGAUGGCUGGGGAUGGCGUCGGGCGAUGCAUCCUGGUGGGGCUGCACAUGGACGCCGCCGGCAAGGACGUGCUCCAGUGGGCGCUCAACCAGGCGGCGAGGAGCGGCGACCGCGUCGUCGCCGUCCACAUUUACCGCAAAUCCGACCUGUGCAAGACGAACGCGCUGACGCUGAUCAGGACGCUGGACGAGUACCUGGCGGAGUACGAGGCCAUCUGCAGCGAGAAAGACAUCGUCCUCGUCGGCCGGGUGACGCCGGGGAGCUCGAUUCAGAAGGUGCUGGUGAAGGAGGCCAAGCUCUGCGCCGCCAUGGUCGUCGUCAUCGGCGCCAACAAGAAGUACUCCUUCGGGGGCUCGACCUGCCUCGCCAAGUACUGCGCCAGGAAGCUGCCGCCGACGACCAGCGUCGUCGCCAUCCAGAGCGGCAAGGCCAUCUUCGUCAGGGAGGCCCCCAAGCCCCCACUAGGGGCAGAGCCGAAGCCGCUGCUGCGCACGCUGCUGCACCCGAGCGUGGGCAUGGAGCCCAAGGUGAUCAUCCCGAACCCGAACCGGAGCGCGCGGUCCGUGGACUUCGACGCGCUGAGCUGCGGCCACUGCGCCGCACCGUCGCCGGCGAAGCCCUGCGACGACAAGGCCGCCGCUGUGGUCGAGCAGAGGCUCGGGUGGCCGCUGCUCCGGCGCACGGCCAGCGGCGUGGCGCUGCCGAAGCAGGGGGAGCAGGAGUCGCGCAAGCAGUCGGUGGUGCACUGGGUGAUGAGCCUGCCGCGUCGGCCCUCCCCGUCGGCGUCCCCCGAACCGCCGCUGGAGGGCCUCGCGGCCGACCUGAGGCGGCUGCUCGCCGGCGUGCCCUCCCGGUGCCGGUGGUUCCGGUACGAGGAGCUCUACGACUCCACCAACCACUUCUCCCCAGAGAAUCUGGUGGGGAAGGGGGCGCACAGCCGGGUGUACCGGGGCAGCCUGGCGAGCGGGCAGCAGGUGGCCAUCAAACUGUGCAGGGCGUCGGCGGAGGCGUCCAAGGACUUCCUCCGGGAGGUGGACAUCAUCACCAAGCUGCGGCACGACAGGAUCGUGCCGCUCCUCGGCGUCUGCGUCCAAGGCCGCAACCUCGUCUCCGUCUACAGGUACCUCCCGAGAGGCAGCCUCGAAGACAACCUGCACGGGAAGAAGUCGAAGUCGAAGCCGACGCUGCCGUGGGAGAAGAGGUACAGGGCGGCGGUCGGGGUCGCCGAGGCGCUGAGCUACGUCCACUCCGGCAGCUCGCGGCCGGUGAUCCACCGAGACGUCAAGUCCUCCAACAUCCUGCUCACGGACGAGUUCGAGCCUCAGCUGUCUGAUUUCGGGCUCGCGAUCUGGGCGCCGUCCGGCCCGUCCUCGCUCACGCACAGCGACGUCGUCGGCACGUUCGGGUACCUUGCGCCGGAGUACUUCAUGUACGGCAAGGUGACGGACAAGGUGGACGUGUACGCGUUCGGCGUGGUGCUCCUGGAGCUCCUCACCGGGAGGAAGCCCAUCAGCGGCGACGGCUCACCAAAGGGACACCAAAGUCUCGUCAUGUGGGCGACGCCGAUCCUCAACGGCGGCGACAUCUCCGACCUGCUGGACCCGAGCCUGGACGUGAAGCACGACGAGGCGGAGGUCAGGCGCAUGGCCCUUGCGGCGUCGCUCUGCCUCGGGAGAUCGGCGCGCCUCAGGCCACGGAUAUCGCAGGUACUGAGCAUGCUCCGAGGCGAGGAGGACACGGCGACCAUCGCUGCCGCGGAGCCGGACUGCGUGGUGGACGACGAGACCUACCCGGCGGCGAACGUGACGUCGCACCUAGGCCUUGCGCUGCUGGACGUGGAGGACGCAGAGUCCAUCUCCAGCACCGAGCACAGCAACCUCAGCCCGCUCGAGGAGUACCUGCGAGAACGCUGCAGCCGAUCCUCCAGUUUCGAUUAACUUCUCUUUUGUUUUUCUUUUUUUGGGAUGAGUUGGGUUGUCAUUUGUUUGGUUGAUAAUAUACGAACUCAUGUACAUAAAAAAAGUAUCACACCGGUGCCACCAAGAAGCUUCCACCACAAAGAAGCUUCUCAUUGUCCUCAACAAGAUAGUUGAUAGUACAUUGCCAGGGAUCCAGGUAAACAACUGCUUGGUGCAGAGCUUCAGUUAAAGAAAAGUGUGCCUGAUGCUGUAAUUCAGUCGAAAGUUUCGAUUCUUGUUCUUGGAAUUGGCUAUAACAUUACAUUUUCAGGCUAGAAUUAUCUGAAUAAUGAGAAUUAUUUCAGAGUAA
Molecule: messenger RNA, 3270 nt
Organism: Lolium rigidum
Lineage: Eukaryota; Viridiplantae; Streptophyta; Magnoliopsida; Poales; Poaceae
Product: protein kinase STUNTED-like
Exons: 11
Coding region: 1005-2939 (644 amino acids)
Biological process (GO): protein phosphorylation
Molecular function (GO): ATP binding; protein kinase activity
Source: RefSeq, a predicted model, not a curated record